AUGACAAAGUCACGUGCCAGUGAAGCCCCGACCAGCGGCCGGCCCCGGGGGUCCACCCCCUCGGCACCGCCAAGCCCCUCGGCAGGUGGGUGCCCAGGCCCCGGCCCAGCGCCCCGCCGCCCUGGCCCGGCCAGUAGUCAGCAGCUGAGGUGCCAGCGUCAGCGGAGACGGUCCGGGCGGCACUGGGCCUCGCUCCCGGCGGCGGCAGCGGUGCUGGGGCGCCGCCCCCCCGGCGCGCUGGUCCAUUACCGAGGGAGAGAUGCAGUGAGAAGCUCAGCUGAACACGGCGGACUCGAAUUCACUUGUUCGUCAGGCUCAGUCUGGUGGCAGGGAGGCUCCUUACCCCCCACCCCUCCCAUCACCCCUCCCACAAUCCCCGUCCCAACGUCCCACAACCCACAACGACCCCCCAGAGCGACCGUCUGUGCCACCUUUUGUACCGCCACGCCACUCGCCGCCCCGGCCAGCCCGGUGGGCGGCGGCCGUCACUCGUGCACCGGAUCCCUCGCAAUAGUACCGUAUCCUGUAAGAGAUGCCAUCCAUGCACAACCAUACUCUUUGAAAGCCUCACUCCCUCCUCACCCGCCCCGCUCCCCGACCCGCUCCCCGCCCCGCUCCCCUCCCCUCUCCUGGCACCGCCUGAGCCACCGGCUGAAGCCCAUCACUCAGUUAAUGUCGGUUUCCACCAGCACGCUUGCUUCAAAUGUAGCGGGCUUUUUCUUCAGAGUGCAGCAUCCAAUCUGCGGCUUCACGAUGUCACUGCUUCCGGCCCUGGGCGCCUCCCGCCGCACCCUGGCCACGGCCACGGGGCGGCGGGCCCCCUGGGGCCACCCCCGGGCAGGGCCUCGGACAGCCAGGGAGACGGGCAGAGAUAGGAGAGCUGUGCCGGGUCCUGCCCUGCCGCCCCUCUCCCCCCCAGGGACGGGGGGCGGCACCUGCAUGUAA
Messenger RNA from Portunus trituberculatus (swimming crab), 945 nucleotides. Its product is annotated as synapsin-1-like. The transcript has 3 exons. The record is from RefSeq and is a predicted model, not a curated record. The coding region runs from base 1 to 945 and encodes 314 amino acids. NCBI's taxonomy places the organism in Eukaryota, Metazoa, Arthropoda, Malacostraca, Decapoda, Portunidae.